AUGCAGCGAGAUGCCUCCGAAACCGCUCCGGUUACAUCUUCCACCAUUCCAACUACAUCUCGACCCGAGAAUCCCUCCUCCGUUCCUGGCACAGGCCCCGCCACUCAGAUCUUUGACAACAUUUGCACCUCGACUGGCCAACGUGAAGGAGGAGGGAGUUCGCAUCUAGACCCAGAGAGCCCUGUUGUACUGCUUCCUGGCGACGGGACCGACACAUACGAGCUCGCCGACUACGGCGAGAUCCAGGAAAGCAAAAAGGCACACGCCGUCGAGAAACGAAGGCAGGAGAAGCGAGACCGAAAGCGCCAGUGGAUUGAAACACAGGACGAGAUGAAGUUCUCUCAUAGCAUCCAGUUCAAUGCUGUUCCGGACUGGAGCAGCCACUACAUUGCCUACAGCAAUCUGAAGAAGCUUAUCUACCAGCUCGAGAAGAAUGCCCACCAGUCACGAGCAGGCGGCGACUCAGAAUCUCGGCCACUCAUCUCCAGCGAAGAACCGACAGAGGUAUUCAGCAGGGCGCUUGGCAUCGAGCUCGAGAAAAUAUGUUCCUUUUACGUUGCCAAGGAAGGAGAGCUGUUGGAUGAAGUCAACCAGCUGGUCCGAGACGUCAUGGAGAGGCCAUCAUUAGAGAGUCCUGACCUGCGGCGAAUGUCACUUGGCGAGUACAACCGUCCUCAUCUGCGACCAUUGAGCUCUACUGGUCUAGCCUCAGACGACGACAUGGACGACAGCGGAAGUGAUGAUGACGAGACGACUGGGUUGCACAAGCCGAAGAGUAGUAGUGGUCGGCGGAGGACUAUUGCCAACAUUGGCCAGCAUCAGGUUGAUUUGGCCGCGUCCUCGGAAUUUACCCGCUCUGUACGGAGGCACAGUACCGUCGAGGACUUUGGUGAUCAGUCAGUCAUGUUUGCUUCAGGCUUAUUCUCGUCCAGCAUCAUGUUGAAGAAGCGCAUCGUCAGCCUCUAUGUACAGCUGUGUGAGCUCAAGUCGUACGCCCAACUGAACAAGACUGGUUUCAGCAAAGUCCUGAAAAAAUUCGACAAGAUACUCGACAAGGAACUCAAGGGGCCAUUUAUGAGGGCCAACGUUGACACAGCGUACCCCUUCAAGAAUGAAACCAAGAAAAUCAUCGAAGAGAAUAUUGAAAAGAUGGAGGACGCUUACACUGAAGUUGUUACGGCUGGUGACCGAGAACUUGCUAAGAAGGACUUGCGGUCUCACCUGCGAGAACAUGUCGUGUGGGAACGUAAUACCGUGUGGAGAGACCUCAUCGGUAUUGAAAGGCGUGGCGAGGCGGCUAGAUUUGGCCAAUCUCUACUUGGCCAGGACCAGACCGCAGCGCAUAAACGCCUUCAAGGUGACGAUGAGGAGAUCGCGGCAGCGAAACAAUUCAGGACGCCUCUUGGUCGCCUCUCACUGCCUACUUGGCUAACUGACUCCUCCAUGCUCACUUUGCUGGGCUGCCUGGGUGCUUUUGCAGCACUCCUUGCCAUUCCCAUUAUGGAUAAGCCUGAGGAACAAAACUGCCUGGCCAUGUUGGUCUUUGUCAGUUUGCUAUGGGCAACCGAAACUAUUCCACUGUUCGUGACAUCGCUUCUCAUCCCUUUCUUAUCCGUUGUGCUCCAAGUCGUUUGCGACGAAAAUGGAUCCAAGCGCAAACGUCUGGGUGCUAAACAGGCUACGAACGCAAUCUUUGCUGCAAUGUGGAGUCCAGUCAUCAUGUUGCUUCUUGGUGGCUUCACACUUGCGGCUGCCCUCUCCAAGUGCAAGAUAGAUAAGCGUCUCGCAACACUCAUCCUUAGCAAGGCCGGCACGCAGCCACGGACAGUACUGGUGGCAAAUAUGUUUGUUGCUGCCUUUGCGUCGAUGCUGAUUAGCAAUGUUGCUGCCCCCGUUUUGUGCUAUUCCAUCAUCGAGCCUAUGUUGCGCACUCUACCGUCUGAUUCAGACAUGUCCAAGGCCGUCAUAAUUGGAAUCGCCCUUGCCUCCAAUAUUGGCGGCAUGCUGUCACCAAUUGCAUCGCCGCAGAAUGUAGUUGCUAUGGGCAUUAUGAAGCCGGAGCCGACGUGGUUGCAGUGGUUCUUCAUCGUCAUCCCUGUUGGUGCCGUCUCUAUUUUUUUUAUAUGGAUGCUAUUGCUUGUGACAUUCCAGCCAGGCAGGGGAACCGCCAUUGCGCCAAUUCGGCCGGUCAAGGAACGCUUCACUGGCGUCCAGUGGUUUGUAAGCGUCGUCACGAUUGUCACCAUCGCUUUGUGGUGUGCAAGUCAUCAGAUGGAUCAUAUUUUUGGCGAUAUGGGUGUAAUUGCCAUUAUCCCCAUUGUUCUUUUCUUCGGCAUCGGAAUCUUGACCAAGGAAGACUUCAACAACUUCCCCUGGACAAUCAUUAUCCUGGCUGCAGGAGGCUUGUCCCUUGGCAAGGCUGUUCGAUCAUCCGGCUUACUCCAUACCGUUGCAGAACUUGUUUCCAAAAAUGUCGAGGGCAUGAGUUUGUACGGCGUACUCGUCGUCUUUGCCUCACUAAUCUUGGUGAUUGCGACUUUCAUCAGCCACACUGUCGCAGCGCUGAUCUUCUUGCCCCUGGUAUUUGAUGUCGGCAUGUCGAUGGAUCAGCCUCACCCCAACCUAUUGGUUAUGGGUGGUGUAUUGAUGUGCAGUGCAGCCAUGGGACUUCCCACCAGCGGCUUCCCCAAUAUGACUGCUAUUAUGAAGGAGGAUGCCACAGGGCAAAGAUACCUCCGAGUCAGGCAUUUUAUCAGCAGAGGCAUUCCCAGCAGUAUUAUCACUCUCGCUGUUGUCAUUACUCUUGGCUAUGGCAUUAUGCAGGUUGCAGGAUUGGAUUAG
Metarhizium brunneum ARSEF 3297 is the source of this 2841-nucleotide messenger RNA. The record is from RefSeq and is a predicted model, not a curated record. NCBI's taxonomy places the organism in Eukaryota, Fungi, Ascomycota, Sordariomycetes, Hypocreales, Clavicipitaceae.